Messenger RNA from Paramecium tetraurelia, 429 nucleotides. RefSeq lists its product as uncharacterized. NCBI's taxonomy places the organism in Eukaryota, Ciliophora, Oligohymenophorea, Peniculida, Parameciidae. The transcript has 2 exons. The record is from RefSeq and is a predicted model, not a curated record.
AUGCCAUAGCUAUCCAAAUCAGUGAGUCCAAUAACCAAUACUUAGACAAAUUUUCAUUCAAGUUCAUUGCAAUACUCUACUUACAAUUCAUUAACCUAGAGCAGAUAAAAGGAGAGAAUAUUUUAAUAAAAAAAAAUCCCUGUCAACAUUCAAAAAAACUCAUUGUUUGACCUUAAAUCAUCAAAGUUGUCAAAUUCAAAUCUGCAUUCCACAAUCGGAGUCUCAGAAUUCGAUAAACCAUUACACUUUUAAACAGAUCAAUUAAUCUAAAGACCUGUUGCAAUAGAAUCCAAACCUAAAAUAUAGGAAUAAAAUAAUGUUUAGAAUUUUGCUCCAAUUUUAGAAGAAAAGAAUGACAGAUUCAUUAAAAUAGGAGUAGUCAUCAUAAUAGUGUUAUUAUUAUUAAUAGGCGUUCUCAAAUUCAAGUGA